Zeugodacus cucurbitae (melon fly) is the source of this 1218-nucleotide messenger RNA. Its product is annotated as putative gustatory receptor 39b. The record is from RefSeq and is a predicted model, not a curated record. The transcript has 3 exons. Gene Ontology annotation, cellular component: membrane; axon; dendrite. Gene Ontology annotation, biological process: sensory perception of taste. The coding region runs from base 1 to 1218 and encodes 405 amino acids. NCBI's taxonomy places the organism in Eukaryota, Metazoa, Arthropoda, Insecta, Diptera, Tephritidae.
AUGGAACACGAACUGCGGCAUUGGUUGCGCUUGUGCACAUUCUUCGGUAUUUACCGAGGACCACUCAAGCAAGAGUUCAUUGUGACACGCACCACACUUACGCUACCAAAAAACUCAAGCAGCUGCCGACGAAGCGCCACACGACACCUACUUCCGCCACAGCAUUGCUACAUCUGCCUCAUAGCGCUAACACUCGGCGCGCUCUAUGUGCACGGCCUACACUACUGCGGCAGCCUGCCAACGCUACUGCUCACUUGGGUGGCCAGCGUCGUACUCUUCAGCCUGCAAGUGCUCACCAAUCUGCUGAUACUCAUGGAAACCGUGUGUCGACGCACACAACACGCCGCCUUUCUGCAGCUGCUCGAGCAGAUCGAAGACGCGUUCAAGCUCCGUUUGCGACUAAAUGUACAUAAGAACGCACUGCUUCGUGAUUUGCGCUGGCUAAGCGGUUGUUUUGUGGUGUGUUCACUCGUCUUCUGGCUGCUCUUCGUCAUCAGCACGCAUUGGUUGAACUAUAUCGGCUUCUUCUGGUAUGGACUCUGGUCCAUACUAACAAUGCGUGUACGUAUCAUACAGUUGUUGUUGUAUGUGCGCAUAUUACAACACUACCUCGAGUGCCUCCAUGCGAAGUUGCGUCAAAUAGUUGCCUACCAGUUGGCGCCACAGGAGCAAUUGCUGGACAUUGACUAUGUGAAGCUGACAUCGGUGGAGGCACUGUUGGCCAUCAAGGACAUUUAUACGCUCAUUUAUGGCGCAUUCCAUUUGCUAAACUCCUUCGCCGGCUGGUCACUAUUUGGCAUUGUCAGCUGUUAUAUCUUUGAUGUGAGCUGCAAUAUCUACUGGACGCUCCUAAGUCUCGAUGGCUGGUCGAAUAGACGCUACUACUAUAUGGCGGGACCUUUAGCGUUACUACCGUUGCUGGCGAUCGUUUGUUAUUUGUGCUAUAUUUGUGGUAAAUGCAAGGAAUUGGCGCGUCGCAUCGCUUUCUUGCUAAACCAACUGAAGGUAAUGCGUUCCAAGCAGUCUUUGGCGUUAUAUCGCCAGAUCGUACAACAAAUUUCUGCACAAAUACAACUGCAACAAAUCGAAGUAACGGCACAGCAUUUCUUCGUCCUAGAACUGCGUCUACUGGUGACUAUUUUCUCAGUGACAUCGACAAAUUUUGUUAUACUGGUGCAAUUUCUUUGCCUGGAGAUUGAGCUGGAGGCCCUAUCUUGA